AGGGUCUUUGCGGAGUGGAGUAAGCAAUACAUCGGUGGAACAACGUUCUGGUCGGCGUUCACGUUCAGGAACGGUGCAGAGACCGCCGAUGCUGCCGUCUUUCGAAAUUUGUCCCGCUUCGCCUGGGUUAUGCAUCUCGCCUUGGACGACGUCACGUUUCCAUCUAUCGUCACGUUUGGCGCCCUCGUCUCUGCUCUGCCGGGCCUCAAAGAGCUCCAACUCUGCGAUGUCAAGUUCGCCGAAUCCUCCUUUCUGUUCGACUCUCGCACGCUUUCCAGAUUCCGCCUCCUGCCACAAGCCAAGAACCUGAAGGAAAUCCGUUUGGGUGCUAUUGUAACUGACCGCCGCUUCAGGCCUGCGUUCACUCUCACUGCAUGGUCGUGCUAUACGGAGCUCCUUGAUUUUAUGGCUGCCGUGAGCAGGCCCUGUAACAGCUCCCCUUGCGUAUAUCCGUGGGGCUCGGUCGGCCGCUUGCAGCUCGAAGAAUCCAUCUGGUGGAGAUUCUCUUUCUUCUCCAUUGCUCGGCUCUUGCGUGCGCUCCCAUCACUUGCGUCCCUCACGUUAAGAUGCGCGGAAGACAGGCUAAAACCAGUCGACAUCGUCGUGGAAUGCGGGACUUCUCAGUCUCAGCAUGUUGCCGAUAUUAAUCACAAAGAUCCACGCCGCUAUAUAUUCUUUUCACGAGAGACUGAUACGGUGGUCACCGCUACGAAUGAAUUGGUCAAGCAUGCGGCACCAUCACUCGAGCAUCUUCAUCUUUGCUUGAGGUUCCGCACAGCUGAUCUUCUGGGACACUAUCCGUACCUCAGAUAUCCUAAAGACCGAUGUGAGCAUCCUACUGUGAACUUGCGGUGUCAAGUAUUUCGCAUACAGCUAGACACCCCAUCCGGUCGCGAAUCAAGUACAAACCUCGGAUUAAUAUCUUCAAUCCCUGAUCCCAAGGUGUUCUGGAUCGGUGCGUGCAAGAUGCUGUCUCACGUCACAUCGACAUGCAUCUCUUCUGUCGACAUCUGUAUCCAUUGGUUCUCAUGGAUCGAUCGAGGAGAGUUGAGCGACAUCCUUUGUCAAUUGGAUACCGUGCUUUCAUCUCCUGUUUUUGACAACCUCGUGCACGUACGCAUACGUGUGGAACUCGACGAGCCGUAUGUACAUCAGAAAAAGAUGAAAGAGUGGGCGUAUUCUAUGAAGGCUUGCUUGCCUGAUCUCGAUAAACGAGAAAUUAUAGGGAUUGAAGUAUUUGCAGACCUCCCGAUGCCCGAUGUCAGGGUCGGAUUAAUUUGGGAUUGUGACAUCAAAGACUGGAGACGUUGCGUGAGAAAGGAAGCCAAAAGACGAAAUGUAGAAAUCGCCGAAGUUCCUGCUUUCGAGGGUGGAGCACCUUCUGGAGCAAUAGCGGCGCACACGGGGCGGGAGCGAUCGUCUCAGCUCGAGGAUGACCAACAAAUGAUCCUAGAGUGA
This is a messenger RNA of Postia placenta MAD-698-R-SB12, 1458 nucleotides long. RefSeq lists its product as hypothetical. The annotation marks the transcript as partial. The record is from RefSeq and is a predicted model, not a curated record. The transcript is spliced from 6 exons. Lineage: Eukaryota; Fungi; Basidiomycota; Agaricomycetes; Polyporales; Adustoporiaceae.